AUGACUUCUACACGUCAAGGAUCAACAGAUGACCCCACGUUGAUACAGAGUCCAACUAUAAAUCAACCCUAUGUGGAAUCGCACUCCCAAGCAUCACUUCGACAAAGCCAAUCCAAUAAAUCCAAGAAUCAUUAUCGUCAUGGGGAACAACCUGUGGAACCAAAGCCGUUGCCAUUUAUUCACCGGUUCAUUACAAACUGGCUAAUCAUGGAUCCCGUUCUACUACAGAAAUAUCAUAAUAAAUCUCACCACAGCAAGAAUUAUGAAAUUGAAAAGAAUCCUGAAGUGAGAUUUGUCUUCUUCUUUGGCGGUCGAUUACGAAGCAUCAAGGGUAUACCAAUCAAUAUCAUAACUGGUGCAUUUGCCGUCAUCCCGAUAAUUAUUUAUUGUAUAUUUGAAGCCAAAUGGCAAUGGCAUCAUCUCCUGCCUGCAGUGGUGAUUACAUUCGUCUAUGUGUGGUUGCUUACAUUUUGUCAUUUUUGGAAAGCAGCCACAAGUGAUGCAGGUGUUUUGCCCAAAAAUCUACAUAUACCCAAAUCUAUAAACAAUGGGCGAGUCGAUAAUCCACCUGAUGAAUACUUUAACACCAUUACACUACCGUCAUAUGGGAGUUCCAAGGACGGUGUUUUGGUUAAAUAUUGUUCCACUUGCCAUAUAUGGCGACCCCCAAGGACAAGUCACUGUGGCACUUGCCAGGUAUGUGUGUUGAACCAUGACCAUCAUUAUAUAGCACCAUCACCACCGCCACAGCAUGAAGAAACACUACGACUGAACAGUCCUCAGCGUCACAGCCUAACUCAUAACUUAUCAUUCCAAUCGUUAGACAGCUAUCGAUUGCAUUCACCAACAUCAGACAAUAAUAAUGAUUCACGGCUGAGACAACGGGUUCCAUCACCGCCGCUGCCACUGGACCGACAUAUACAUAGCCAAUCACCUAGGAUACUAACAAGCCCUAUUCAUCUGCACCAUAGAAUCCAUCAUCUGCACCAUAGAAUCCAUCAUCCGCGACCUUUAGCUCGAUCGCAUCUGGCUCGUGGGUAUAUUUCACCAUAUUCAAGAUCGUUAACUCGCUCACCACUGAUUGACUCCGUUGAUCCAAUCGACGAAGUACAUCAAAAUCCUCAUCUCAUAAAUGCAGUACUCGCCCAGUCCCGGGCUGUAAGUAAUGAUUCAACGGACCAGACAAUAGGCACAGAAUCACAACAAGGUGCGCUAGCAUUGAACAGAGCAACAACUGCAUACACAACUGCAUAUAUACCCAAACCACGUGCAAAUAAUAUAUUAAACUUGUCGCAACGGGUCUUUACCUGGUUGUACUCCAUUUCGUUAGUUAUCAUAAUCAUUGUCAUGUUGUCUUUUAUUGCUGUUACACCCAUUGAUGUUAUUGUUCAAACGUUAAGGGCAACCAAUGCUAUUGCCGUCAAGACCUUUCUUGUGAUUAUAGUUUGUGUGGCAUUCUUAUUAUUCUCAUUGAUUAUGUACUUGGGAAGAGUCUAUUCAUUUCGAGUGGCCAUGAAUGAUGUGUCAUCAAAGUCGUUGUACAUCCCUUUUGAAAAUGAUUACCCGAAGGAUGUCUUUCGUUAUAUUGAUCUGAAAUUGAAAUACAGUGUUGAAGUAAGUCGAAGAGCCGGCCCUUUGAACCAAGAGUAUUCCAUCAAUCAUCCAGGACUAUCGCCUCCAGAAUACAUUCAAAAUCGUAAUCCAGGCUUGGAAGGGAAAUUAUUGCCGCCGAAUAUAUCUUAUGAAGAUGUGUUGCAAAGUUUAAGCGAUAAAUUUCAAGUUGGGAAGCUCUUUACUGUUGAGGAUCUACCAGUGAAUUUAUCAGUCAAGGAAAUUUUGUUAUCCAUUUAUAAACAAAUCUUGCAGGUUGAAGAGCCUAAUCAUUUAUCAAAGACUAUGCCAAAUAUCCCUAAAUUGAUUGCUACUUAUGAAAAAUGUCGUUUUAGUGGAGGGUUAAUUGACGAAAAUGACUUGUUCACCUUGAUGGUUGAAAUUGACAAAUAUGGGCAGUUGUGUCAGAAUGAUUUCCAACUGAAGUUGCCUCAAAAGAGAAGAAUGAUUAGAUCAAGUCAAUCGUCGAACAACUAUGAUGGAGGGUACCUCUCCAGUAACGAUUUACGAUACGGCAGUAGCCCCGUGUUUGGUGAUCUGAAUGAACCUGAUUAUGCUGCUGAGUAUGAUCAAUAUGGUUAUGACUACGACGAUUACGACGAGGAGGGAGUGUCGUCAACUACUGGUGAAGAGUAUGAGCCACAGAAAAUAAAGGAAGCUACUCAAAUGAAACCAUUCACGUUCAAGCCUCGUUAUAUAGCGCCAAAUCAAGGACCAGGUUAUGAUGAACAGCAGCAACAGCAACAACAACAGAGGCAAGAUUCACAUGAGCACAAGCAUGAAUAUGAACAGCUAUAUCGUCCGUUAAGAAGACAAUCAAGUGUCAGUUCUUCCAAGUCAGUGAUUCGUAACAAAAUAGCGUUGAAUCAUAGUACUAGCAGGCAUACAUUACUGAAUUUGACUUAUAAUGGAGGAGAUGGAAUGGGGGAUACUAGUUCCCUAUUUAGACAUCGUAGUGGAUAUGUUACAGAUUCAGAAAAUGAAGAUUAUGAUGAAGGUAGUACUGGUGCUGGUGGUGAUGUUGAUCAAUUUGGAUUUUAUCAUACUUCAAUUCCUCAAAUAUACGUUGGUGGAAAGGGGGAAGAAGAGGAGAAUAGUAAUGGUGAAAAUGAAGAAGAAGGCAGUGAUAAUGAUGAUCAAGAAAGCUUUUACCGCUUCAGAAGAAGAAAUAUCCAUCAAUCGAGGCCAAUAACUCCAGAAGGAUCACCAACUCGAUAA
This is a messenger RNA of Lodderomyces margitis, 2829 nucleotides long. RefSeq names its product DLT1. The record is from RefSeq and is a predicted model, not a curated record. The transcript is spliced from 2 exons. The coding region runs from base 1 to 2829 and encodes 942 amino acids. Gene Ontology annotation, molecular function: palmitoyltransferase activity. NCBI's taxonomy places the organism in Eukaryota, Fungi, Ascomycota, Pichiomycetes, Serinales, Debaryomycetaceae.